Prorocentrum cordatum is the source of this 855-nucleotide messenger RNA. NCBI's taxonomy places the organism in Eukaryota, Dinophyceae, Prorocentrales, Prorocentraceae. The record is from the annotation of a GenBank genome assembly.
AUGCGAGGCCCCUCUUCGGAGCUCUGUCACCCCCCUCCCAUUCCAGGGCUGAAACGCGCGCUUCGACGAGCUCGUUCGCUGCGGGACCGUGAAGUACCACGGGUACACCACGACGGAGUCGAUCCCGCUGUGGACAUCUUGAACGGGGUGCGCGAGGGCACGUGCUCCGACGGCAGCUCCAGUCUGGAGGGGAUACAGCAGAGGUUCUGCGCCGAGCUGGUCGAGACGGCAUACCCGCGGGGCUGCCACGGCUUCCAAAACGCGUUCCGCCUCGGCUUCGCGCUCGCCGUCCCCCUGGUAUUCAACGCCGUCGGCCUGCAUUUCUACCGCAACCUGGCGUUGAUCACGCUCGUGGUCUCCACCCUGCAUCUGGACACCGCCGUGAGCAUGUACGGCCUGUUCGGGAUCGGGUGUCUUGACGAUAUGAAGGCCGGAGGCGCCAGCGCCACGGUCACCAGGUUGGUCUGUGCGGUCAACGAGGGCAUCGGGGACUCCUCUGGCUUCUUGGCGCGCAUCUGCAUCCUCUUCUUGCAGCUGUUCAUCACUGUGCCGACACGGUGCACAUGUUCUGCUCGGCAAUCAUACACCUUCCUGGAUUGCGAGUACCUUGUCCCGAAGUUGCUGGAUUCGGCUGGGUGUUCUGGGUCCAGGAAGCGCCGUACGUGCUCUGCUUGGUCUUCGUUCGCCUUCUUGGACUUUGGGUACCUUAUCCUGAAGUUGCUGGUCGGCUGGGUGUUCUGGGUCCUUGAGGUGCACGGCAUGGUCUUCGGCCUUUGCUUCGGCCAUCUCCUUCGCGAAGCUACUCUACUUGUCUUCCUGGAUUUCGGGUACCUUGUCCUGAACCUGCUGGGCCCG